AUGGCGCAGCAAGCUCCGCAAAGCGCGAGAGACAACGUUCUGAGGCUAUCCGAUGCCAGUGCCGUGGACAAGGACGCGCCACGUGUGCGCGGAUACACGUUCGAAGAGGCAGGAGGGGCGGGGUCGGUGGUGGUCGAUUACGAGCAGUUGAUGGGCCGAAUGGUGACGACAGGCUUCCAAGCCACCGCUCUGGGGCGGGCGAUUGACGAAGUCAAUCGAAUACUGGCGUGGCAACUGAGCGACGACCCGGUGAAGGCGGACGCGAAGGAGGAGGAGAAGGACCCGGCGUUCCGCGCGGGCGUGCGGUGCAAGAUCUUCCUGGGCUUCACGUCCAACCUCAUCAGCUCCGGCCUGCGCGAGACGCUCUGCUUCCUCGCCAAGCACCGACUCGUGGAUGUGAUUGUGACAACAGCGGGGGGGAUUGAAGAGGACAUUAUAAAGUGCCUGGCGCCCACGCUGCUGGGCGACUUCGCCCUGCCGGGCAAGGACCUGCGCGCCAAGGGGCUGAACCGCAUCGGCAACCUGAUCGUACCCAACAGCAACUACUGUCUCUUCGAAGACUGGAUGGGCCCCGUGCUGGACCGCUGCUUGGACGAGCAGAAGACGCAGGGCGUGGUGUGGACGCCGUCGAAGCUGAUCGAGCGCAUGGGAGAAGCCAUCGGGCACGAGGAGUCGGUGCUCUACUGGGCGCACAAGGUCCGGUAA
Molecule: messenger RNA, 705 nt
Organism: Closterium sp. Naga37s-1
Lineage: Eukaryota; Viridiplantae; Streptophyta; Zygnematophyceae; Desmidiales; Closteriaceae
Source: the annotation of a GenBank genome assembly